Ilex paraguariensis (yerba mate) is the source of this 759-nucleotide messenger RNA. NCBI's taxonomy places the organism in Eukaryota, Viridiplantae, Streptophyta, Magnoliopsida, Aquifoliales, Aquifoliaceae. The record is from the annotation of a GenBank genome assembly.
AUGUGUUACGGUGGUCAACGAUUACCAUCAAAAGACGGACUAACCACCACCACUCGGACCCUGGCACCGGCUGCGAACGACAGCCCAGUGGUGGAAGAUCUGAGAGGUCGGUUAGCGGAGACUGAGGCACGACUCGAACGAGCCAGAGCCCGAGAAGCCGAGCUUAGCCGCGAGCUGGAAGCGAUGAAGCGGUUCGUAUGCGUCAUGGAGAUCCUAGAGACCUACCUCAAACGUCGAUUUCGUGAACAGGAAGAGCGAGUGGUUGGUCUCCUCUCUCCUUCUCUUGUUUUAUGGGUUUCUACUCAUGGAGCUGAUUUAGGUAUAUGGAUUGUUGAAAGACAUGGUGUAUAUGUGAAGAAUGGAGCUGGUGGUAUUCAGUGGAAACCAGUUGAAUUAGUUGUAGAUCUGCUGGCAUUUGCUAAAGAGAACAAGAUCGUGACAGAGAAUGAGAAGAGGAGAACGAAGGUCAUCUCCACCAGUUCUGCUUCAACAACAAGGAGGAGUGGGAAGACCAACCUGCGAUUGCGAGUCGCAGAGCUAUUGUUAGCGACUGCGAGUCUCAGAUUUGCUAAUGCUAUCAGUUGUUUGAAGGUACUUGAUACACUAGUUUUAAAGGGGCUUGUAUUUAUCCUUGUGUAUGAAAAGAACUAUGAAAUAGGGAAGGACUUUUAUCAGGAUAUGUUAUGGGGUUACACUGGUGAAAGCCACAAGGGAAAUCUUUGUGUUCUUGUACAACUAGCUUGUAGAGUGCCUUGGUAA